UUUCAGAUUGUUCCCCAAUGGAUCCCAACUUUCAUAAUACCGGACCGUCUGGGUCAGCUCCCAGAAAGCCUGAAACGUGGAGAAGCUGCAAGGAAGCCAAUAAAGUUAUAGAAAUGUUUUAUUCGGAAGGUAACUUUUAUCACGAUAUUUAUAUGGAGGAGUUGGCGAAUCUUGCAGAAACAAGCCAUAAAAAUGUCAGAGAUACCUUGUCCCGUCUCCGGAAGAAAGAUGAACGAGCUGGAAAGUAUGUGCCCCCGCCACCCAAGCAAAUGUAUGAGUUCACAAGUGAACAACGGGGUGCUCUGGAUCAAGCGUUUCUCGUUACACCUCAAAUGGAUUCAGAUGGUGCAAGGGAGUUAUCAGAAAUUACUGGCUUAACUGUGAAGCAGAUCAACAACUGGUUUUGCAAUCAACGCCGUAAAGCUGAUGGACGAAGUGCGGAGAAAGACAAGAAACGAAGGGAGCGGAUUCGAGAAGACAUGAAAAAGAACGGCUUAGGGAGAGUCGGAACUUUUCGAUCUGAAGCUGUGGAACUUUUUGAGAAGGAGUACGAGACUAUGUUGCAACUAGAGGCGAUUGGUGGAGGAAAAGUUCGAAUUCCAUAUACGGAAUUAGUGGAGAAAACUGGAAUGGAGAGGAAGAAGAUUCGUGAUUGGUUCUCGAAGCGAAAAGGAAGAGACAAGCGGUUCUUGGAGAAUAUGGAGAAUACUCGUGAAGUUUCUCCGCAAAAUACGCAGCAAAAUAUUCAAGAUAUUUUGAUUAAAAUUGUGACUCAAAGUGGGACGCUUUGUUCAACGGACUGUUAAUAAUUCGAAAUGCUUUUCUUUUAAUAAAGUAGUUCUUUGU
This is a messenger RNA of Caenorhabditis elegans, 846 nucleotides long. It is a transcript of the gene ceh-88, whose product is annotated as Homeobox domain-containing protein. NCBI's taxonomy places the organism in Eukaryota, Metazoa, Nematoda, Chromadorea, Rhabditida, Rhabditidae. Gene Ontology annotation, cellular component: nucleus. The record is from RefSeq and is marked reviewed. Bases 18 to 806 code for a protein of 262 amino acids. Gene Ontology annotation, molecular function: DNA binding. The transcript has 6 exons.